AGUCUGGCCUUCAGCCCUGACUCAGGGGAGGUGUGGAAAGCCCGUAGAAAGCUGGCCCAGAACGCCCUGAAGACCUUCUCCAUCGCCCCCAGCCCCACCUCCUCCACCUGCCUCCUGGAGGAGCAUGUCUCCAAGGAGGCCGACUACCUGGUCACCAAGUUCCUGCAGCUGAUGGAUGAGGAGAAGAGCUUUGACCCUUACCGCUACCUGGUGGUCUCUGUGGCCAAUGUCAUUUGCGCCAUCUGCUUUGGCAAGCGCUACGACCACAAUGAC
Molecule: messenger RNA, 273 nt
Organism: Egretta garzetta (little egret)
Lineage: Eukaryota; Metazoa; Chordata; Aves; Pelecaniformes; Ardeidae
Product: cytochrome P450 1A5-like
Exons: 1
Biological process (GO): hormone biosynthetic process; progesterone metabolic process
Molecular function (GO): heme binding; steroid 17-alpha-monooxygenase activity; iron ion binding
Source: RefSeq, a predicted model, not a curated record